This is a messenger RNA of Cynara cardunculus var. scolymus (artichoke), 3034 nucleotides long. RefSeq names its product homeobox-leucine zipper protein ATHB-15-like. The coding region runs from base 363 to 2900 and encodes 845 amino acids. The transcript is spliced from 17 exons. Lineage: Eukaryota; Viridiplantae; Streptophyta; Magnoliopsida; Asterales; Asteraceae. The record is from RefSeq and is a predicted model, not a curated record. Gene Ontology annotation, molecular function: DNA-binding transcription factor activity; lipid binding; DNA binding.
GGGUUUCCUCUCAAAUUCACUCCUUUUCUUCUUCACAACAUGUUUGAUUGCCAAAUUCACCUCUCUCUUUCUUCAUAGAAAUCAACAUGUUUCAGAGGUUGGGAACGAUUGGAACCAGCUAAUUCCACUGGGUUCCAAAUCAAAAACUACAACUUGGGGUGUUAAUCUUUAUCAAUAAUCAAACAAAGUGGGGAGUAGAAAGAGUCGAAAUCAGCCAAAUCCAAUCUGGGUUUUUGAUCGUUACUCCAAAUUGGGUGGUAAUCGUCAUCAAGAAUCGAAGAAAGUGGUGAGGAAAGGCUAAAGGGGGGUGAAAUCAGACAAAGUUCCAUCUGGGUUUUUUUUAAAAGGGAUUUCGAGUGAUAAUGAUGGCUUUAUCCUGCAAAGAUGGUAAAGGUGCCAUUCUUGAUAAUGGCAAAUAUGUUCGUUAUACACCUGAGCAGGUUGAAGCCCUUGAAAGACUAUAUCAUGAAUGCCCAAAACCCAGUUCAAUUCGUCGUCAACAACUUAUUCGUGAAUGCCCUAUUCUCUCAAACAUUGAACCCAAACAGAUCAAAGUUUGGUUCCAAAAUCGGAGAUGCAGAGAGAAACAGAGGAAAGAAGCUUCAAGACUUCAAUCUGUGAAUCGAAAGCUGACGGCCAUGAACAAGCUUUUAAUGGAGGAAAACGAUAGAUUACAGAAGCAAGUAUCUCAUUUGGUGUAUGAAAACGGUUGUUUUCGUCAACAUACACAAAAUGCGACACUUGCCACCAAGGAUACUAGUUGUGAAUCGGUGGUGACUAGUGGUCAACACCAUUUGACUCCCCAGCAUCCUCCACGUGAUGCUAGUCCUGCUGGACUUUUGUCCAUUGCAGAGGAAACUUUAACAGAGUUUCUUUCGAAGGCCACUGGAACCGCUGUAGAGUGGGUCCAGAUGCCUGGAAUGAAGCCUGGUCCGGAUUCCAUUGGAAUCGUUGCUAUUUCUCAUGGUUGCACUGGUGUGGCGGCUCGAGCAUGCGGCCUAGUCGGUCUUGAGCCUACAAGGGUUGCUGAAAUCCUCAAGGAUCGACCUACUUGGUUUCGCGAAUGCCGAACCGUGGACGUCCUCGACGUGCUACCCACCGCUAAUGGUGGAACCAUCGAGCUUUUAUACAUGCAGCUUUACGCCCCUACAACUUUGGCUACGGCUCGUGACUUCUGGUUGCUACGCUAUACUUCCGUUACUGAAGAUGGCAGCCUAGUGGUAUGUGAAAGAUCGCUAUCGAACACCCAGAACGGUCCGAGCAUACCACCAGUGCCGAAUUUUGUGCGAGCGGAAAUGCUGCCGAGUGGGUACCUUAUUAGGCCGUGUGAAGGAGGCGGGUCGAUCAUCCACAUUGUGGAUCAUAUGAAUUUAGAGGCCUGGAGUGUACCCGAAGUCUUGCGCCCGUUGUAUGAAUCAUCGACCGUUCUUGCUCAAAAAACGACAAUGAUGGCGUUACGCCAGCUGAGGCAAAUAGCUCAGGAGGUUUCUCAAUCGAGUACCCCGAAUUGGGGCCGAAGACCUGCGGCUUUACGAGCACUUAGCCAGCGGUUGAGCAGGGGUUUCAAUGAGGCGGUUAACGGAUUUACUGACGAGGGAUGGUCGUUGAUGGGUACCGAUGGAAUGGAUGAUGUUACGAUUCUUGUGAAUUCUUCUCCCGAAAAGCUUAUGGGGUUGAAUCUUUCUUUCUCGAAUGGAUACCCGUCUGUUAACACUUCGGUCAUGUGCGCAAAAGCAUCGAUGCUUCUACAGAAUGUCCCUCCGGCCCUCCUGCUUCGGUUUUUACGGGAGCAUCGUUCAGAAUGGGCCGACAACAAUGUUGAUGCUUACUCGGCUGCAGCCAUCAAACUCGGUCCUUGUAGCUUACCUGGGUCUCGAGCCGGUAAUUUCGGGGGUCAAAUUAUCCUUCCCCUUGCUCAUACUAUCGAGCAUGAAGAGCUUUUGGAGGUGAUUAAGCUCGAGGGUGUCAGUCAUUGUCCUGAAGACGCUCUAAUGGCACGAGACAUGUUUCUUCUUCAAUUAUGCAGCGGAAUGGAUGAGAAUGCUGUUGGAAUGUGUUCGGAACUUGUAUUUGCUCCGAUUGAUGCUUCUUUUGCCGAUGAUGCACCUCUUUUGCCCUCGGGUUUUCGCAUCAUUCCUCUUGAUUUCUGCAAGGUUAGGAGUUCUCUCAAUGAGGCUUCAAGCCCAAGUCGCACCCUCGAUCUUGCUUCGGCUCUUGAAGUUCGAGGGCCUGGGAAUAAAACGUCUGGCGAUCGAAGUGUCAGCAGCGGCAAUGCAAGAUCGGUGAUGACGAUAGCUUUUGAGUUUGCGUUCGAGAGCCAUAUGCAAGAAAGCGUAGCUGCGAUGGCCCGCCAAUACGUCCAUAGCAUUAUAUCUUCGGUUCAGAGGGUCGCGUCGGCCUUAUCUCCGUCUCAUCUGAACCCGAACGGUGGUAUUCAGGCACCAUUGGGCACACCCGAAGCACAUACGUUAGCUCGUUGGAUAAGUCACAGUUACAGGUGCUAUUUGGGUGUUGAGCUACUUAAAGUUCCGGGCGAAGGAAGUGAGUCGAUUCUUAAAUCUCUGUGGCACCAGUCGGAUGCGAUCUUAUGCUGCUCUCUAAAAGCAUUGCCAGUAUUCACUUUUUCGAACCAGGCAGGUCUCGAUAUGCUCGAGACGACGCUGGUUGCUCUUCAAGACAUUGGUUUGGAGAAAAUUCUCGACGAACACGGAAGAAAGAGUUUGUGCUCGGAGUUCCCACAGAUAAUGCAGCAGGGUUUCGCGUGUCUACAAGGCGGUAUCUGUGUAUCUAGCAUGGGGAGACCGGUUUCUUACGAGAGAGCCGUGGCAUGGAAAGUGCUGAACGAAGAAGACAACGCUCAUUGCAUCUGUUUUAUGUUCGUUAACUGGUCAUUCGUUUGAGUGCGGACCAGAGGGUAGCGUCAAAAGAUGAUUCGUAGUUUUAUCGUUGUUUUUUUGGUUUCGUUUUGUUGGGAGAUAAGAUGAUGGUUUAGUUAUUUAAAAUGUUAUGGGGCUAGCGAUGAAUUAUCCUUUUA